This is a messenger RNA of Mauremys reevesii (Reeves's turtle), 4171 nucleotides long. It is a transcript of the gene KIRREL3, whose product is annotated as kirre like nephrin family adhesion molecule 3. Gene Ontology annotation, molecular function: cell adhesion molecule binding. Gene Ontology annotation, cellular component: cell-cell junction. Bases 249 to 2036 code for a protein of 595 amino acids. Lineage: Eukaryota; Metazoa; Chordata; Testudines; Geoemydidae. The record is from RefSeq and is a predicted model, not a curated record. Gene Ontology annotation, biological process: cell-cell adhesion; synapse assembly. The transcript has 14 exons.
CCAGCCUUGAGUACAGGAUGAGCUGCACCUGGGUUGAAUCAGGUGCUCCCAGGCAGCAGUAGGAAGCUGGGGCAAUGAAGCUGUAGGAGAAGGCCUCCUGCACUGGUCCCUGAGGAAGGAACAGUCUCUCAGUUCCUCCAGAUGACCCAGUAAUUACUGGGGGCCCGGUCAUUAGCCUGAGAGCUGGGGAUCCCCUGAACCUGACCUGCCAUGCCGACAACGCCAAACCAGCAGCCUCCAUCAUCUGGAUGCGGAAUGGAGAAGUGAUAAACGGAGCCACCUACUCCAAGACGCUUCUCCGAGAUGGCAAAAGGGAGAGCAUCGUGAGCACCCUUUUUAUUGGCCCCUCCGACAUCGAGAACGGGCAGAACAUCAUCUGCCGGGCCACCAACAAAGCCAUUCCCAGCGGGAAGGAGACGUCCGUCACCAUCGACAUACAGCACCCACCUCUCGUCAACUUGUCCGUAGAGCCGCAGCCAGUGCUUGAGGACAACACAGUGAAGUUUCACUGCUCUGCCAAGGCUAACCCAGCAGCAACCCAGUACAGAUGGGCAAAAAAAGGUCAAGUUAUAAAGGAAGCAUCGGGUGACUCCUAUGAGACCAUUGUGGACCACACCUUCUUCUUUGAGCCAGUAUCCUGUGAGGUGACCAAUGCUUUGGGCAGUACCAACAUCAGCAGGACGGUGGAUGUCUACUUUGGUCCCAGGAUGGCAACAGAACCGCAGUCCCUCCUUGUCGACCUGGGGUCAGAUGCAGUGUUCAGCUGCGCUUGGACUGGGAACCCAUCACUGACCAUCGUCUGGAUGAAGCGGGGCUCAGGCGUGGUCCUGAGCAACGAGAACACUUUAACAUUAAAAAGUGUCCGCCAGGAGGAUGCGGGGAAAUACGUCUGCCGAGCAGUGGUUCCGCGGGUGGGCGCCGGUGAACGGGAGGUGUCUCUGACUGUCAACGGCCCUCCCAUCAUUUCCAGCACUCAGACGCAGCACGCCCUGCAUGGGGAGAAGGGACAGAUCAAGUGUUUCAUCCGCAGCACCCCUCCGCCAGACCGAAUCGCCUGGUCCUGGAAGGAGAACGUGCUGGAGUCUGGGACCUCAGGGCGCUACACGGUGGAGACGGUCAGCACAGAGGAAGGCGUCAUCUCGACGCUGACCAUCAGCAACAUUGUCCGAGCCGAUUUCCAGACCAUUUACAACUGUACCGCCUGGAACAGCUUCGGCUCAGACACUGAGAUCAUCCGGCUGAAAGAACAAGGUACGGAAAUGAAAUCAGGAGCUGGUAUGGAAGCAGAGUCGGUGCCGAUGGCGGUGAUCAUAGGCGUCGCUGUGGGGGCUGGCGUGGCAUUUCUGGUGCUGAUGGCCACCAUCGUAGCCUUCUGCUGUGCACGCUCGCAGAGAAAUCUGAAAGGCGUGGUUUCAGCCAAGAACGAUAUCCGCGUGGAGAUUGUGCACAAGGAGCCCGCCUCAGGCAGGGAGACAGAAGAACACCCGACUAUCAAGCAGCUCCUGAUGGACAGAGGUGAGUUCCAGCAGGAUUCUGUCCUCAAGCAGUUGGAGGUGCUCAAAGAGGAGGAGAAGGAGUUCCAGAACCUGAAGGAUCCCACCAAUGGCUAUUACAGCGUGAACACCUUCAAGGACCACCACUCCACCCCCACCAUCUCCCUCUCGGGCUGCCAGCCGGACCUGAGGCCCGCCAACAAGCAGCGGGUGCCCACGGGCAUGUCCUUCACCAACAUCUACACCACCCUGAGCGGGCAGAACCGGCUCUACGACUACAGCCAGCGCUUCGUGCUGGGCAUGGGCAGCAGCUCCAUCGAGCUGUGCGAGCGGGAGUUCCAGCGGGGCUCCAUGAGCGACAGCAGCUCCUUCCUCGACACGCAGUGCGACAGCAGCGUCAGCAGCAGCGGCAAGCAGGAUGGCUACGUCCAGUUCGACAAGGCCAGCAAGGCCUCGGCCUCCUCCUCCCACCACUCACAGUCCUCGUCCCAGAACUCAGACCCCAGCCGGCCCCUGCAGAGGAGAAUGCAGACGCACGUGUGAGCGGCUGGGACGUGGCCAGCAGCGGGGGGUGGGCGGGGACAGAUGGCCAGGGGCCGAGGCUUUGGAUACUGGGGAGCCCCCAGCAGCUGGGAGCUGCAGAAGUGAUCUUGGCCCAAGCUUUAUUCUAGUUCUCAUGAGUUUAUUUUCCAAAGCACUUUUGUCCACAGUAAAACGACACCCCCUGGCUCCUGUGGGGUGCCUGGGGGAGGGAGGGGUGUCUUGGGCCGCUCUUCCCCCCUGCCCCUCCAACCUCCGAAGACUUGCAGUCUCCUUCCUAGCCCCAUGGGGCAAUGUCUAACCUGGGACCACUGCGGGGCGGGGAGACUACAGCAGCCAAGACCAAACCGAUUCAAGCACAAACCACGAGGAAGGCUGGACCUGGAGACUGGCACUGUGGGGAGGGGAAGGGGCGCGCCUUGCCGUGACCUUGGCACCCAGCGCCCCCAGUCCCCCACCAGGAACCGGAAGCCUCUUCCAGGGCGUUUUCCUCGGUGCCCCCUUCGGGGAGAGAGACGCCUUCCAGGCAUGCCCUGAAGAGUGCCAGGAGCCCUGCGGCACUCAGUGCACCCCUCUAGAGUUUUGUUUGGGCCAAGAACCACCCUGUGCCCACGGCCCCUCCUCACAUGAGCCUUCCAGCCUUUCAGCACUUACUUCACUUAACGAGAACUGUCCGCGUCGGUCAGGCACAGGGGCAGCUUCCCACUGGCCCAGGGGCUAGCAGCACGGUGGCCUCCCCACACACGCUGACAGGGCCACACUGCUACAGCCCGUUGGUUCCCCCCGCAACACCUCGCCUUUCCUCUCCUCUGCAAGCCCUCCCACGGGGGCUGCUUUCCCUCUGGGAAGCCGACGAGGGAGUCGGCUCAGAGGUCUUCCCCCAGCGCCCUUCCUCUGACUUCCGUUGCAUUGCCGCAGAACGAUGCUCCAGGGAGCUUGCAUCUCAGACCCAUCGCCACUCGCGACCCCAUGACUCUGAGCCGUGUUUUCUGACCACGAGAGGGCGUGGCUUCAUUUAAGACAGCGCAACAGAAACAUAACAGGCGGUGGUGUAACAUAGGCGCACUGACGCUGCUAAAUCUGGUUCUCUUAUGUCAUUUGGUGUUCAGUGUCCAUCAUAUUACAGUGUGUCUGGGGAUUGACACAGCGCGAGGGGGCCCGUCCUGCUGCUCCACAGCAGUUGUCAUGCACCAGGGACUCUGCCGUGAGCCAGGAACUAUUGUUGGACACAGCGCGGUGGAGGACUGUCUCUAUCUGAGUUAGGUAUGACAGUCACAGAGGACCCUCCCAAAGCCGGGGCGCACGCCAACAGAGAGCAAUCUCUUACUGCUGCUUGUGUAUAACCCCAAUAGCACAACUGGAAGAUUAAUACAAGCGGUGUAACAAGCUCCUCUGCGUCUGGGCCCUUUCAGGUUAUAUCAAAUAAACAUGUCCGUUCCGGGAGGGCACCUACACCCAAUUUCACUCUGCUUCUGUGCUUUCAAAAUGGAGUCUCCUUAGGGCAGGCCUUGCUGAUCCCGGCUGGGCCAGAUUUGAUACGGUCAUUGCCAGCGUGACAAUCUCAUGCCAAUAGGCCUGAGUGUGAGGUUGAUUUAGCUGUGGGCAUCUGGCCCGGCCCGUUCUCAUUUAACUUUCAUAUUACAGGGCUUUGGCCCCAGUGUGCAGGGCGCUGUAUGAACACAGAGGCUCCGAGCCAGAAUUUGGGGGAGGUGGGGGAAUUCAGGCCCACCCUAGGUCUGGACUCACAUUAACACAUCAGAGGCCAUGGGGCACUUCAGAAGGGUCAGAGGUUUAUUGCUAUGGUGGUAACGGAGCAGAACUUAAUCCAUUUAUACUAUUGAGCCAUAUUUAUUAUGGUAGGAUCUAGAGCCUCCCGUUGGACAGGGCACUGCCCAAACAGAAUAAGAGACCAGACCAGCCCCUAAAAUCUUGCAAUCUAGAUUAAAAAUUAAUUCUAGAUGAAAAAUCCUCCCUGGUUGUCAGUAAAACAGCUCUGUUUACUAAAACUGAGGCAGCCUGUGGAAAAAAAAUCCACUUUGGUCUUUUCACCCUUUGUUUGCGUUUGGUCCCUAUACUUCAUCACUCAAGUCAAACUGAACAGGCUAAGGGUAAAUUUUUCAAAAGCUCCUAAGUCACUU